AUGCGAACGCUAGUGAGCGUAGUCAAAGGCACACCUGGAUGCGGUGGCGUGCGAAAGGAAGAAACGUUGAAAGGGGCACGUGGGAAAUUAGAGCAGACAUUGAAUCUUAAUGCAAAACAGGGAGCAGAAAUACCAGGAAGUUCGGCACCAGCGGAGCCGUCCUCGACGCCGACGCCAACAGCAACAGCAACACCAACGCCAACACCUACACCAACAUCUACUGCGCCCGAUUCCGCUCCAGCGCCACAGACGGCACCACAAUCACCAACAGGAAAACGAAGUGGCUCCACGAAAAGAUCUCGAACCAAAUCCGGCUCAAAACGUCGAAAGAAACGAGAAACAAUGCCUGAGGGGUUCGACCAAUGGCCGGAAAUCGACCAAAAAUACUAUCAAGAAAUUUCCGCCCUUCUGCGAGAUUCGAAGGCAACCCGAAAGCAGUGUCGCUUCACAAGGCAAAGGAUCGGCGCUUGGAAAUCUCUCAAGCUGCGAUGGGCAAAUCAUCCGACGCACAACAUCGAGAUGAGCGCAUACAAGAAAGCUUUGAAGGAAGUGAAACCACUCGAAAAAAAUGAAAAUCUUGAUGUCGACUACUAA
Messenger RNA from Gongylonema pulchrum, 594 nucleotides. The record is from the annotation of a GenBank genome assembly. Lineage: Eukaryota; Metazoa; Nematoda; Chromadorea; Rhabditida; Gongylonematidae.